Messenger RNA from Tribolium castaneum (red flour beetle), 2592 nucleotides. RefSeq lists its product as uncharacterized. The coding region runs from base 162 to 2462 and encodes 766 amino acids. The transcript has 9 exons. The record is from RefSeq and is a predicted model, not a curated record. Lineage: Eukaryota; Metazoa; Arthropoda; Insecta; Coleoptera; Tenebrionidae.
UGUUUUAUUCCCCCUUGAGGACGGGCUCCUUGGAUAUAUCGAUUAUACGGCCACAGAUGGCGUGACUUAGCUGGAGCAUUGUUGUACGAUUUUGAAAUUAUUUACGAACACUGGUCGAGUUUAAUUGUGAUUUAUGGGUGAUUCAAAUUUAAUAAGCGACCAUGGCUGCACCUCCUGAGUCCGUCACGUCGGGAAAUACGGAAGAGGAUUGGCAAAUAUUCGAAGUGCUGUGCAAGGACAACGUGAUGGACGAUCCAGAAGUAGACGUAACCACGACUUUGCGUAGCGAACUGGCAGCCCUUAAAUACAAGCGCGACCGCCUUACUUCGGAGUUAUCAGAAAUGAAAAGCCAGUUGCGAAGUCGCGACCAGCGAUGUAUAGACCUCCAAGUGGAAGCGGACCAACUGCGCGAGCAAGCAGCUCGCCAGAACGCCAUCAUCGCCUCGCUCAAAAAGCGCGUCCACGAGCUGGAGGAGCGCGAACGCAACUUGUUCGCAGCCCAAGGGCGCAACGAAAUCGCGAUUCAAACCUUGCAGCGCGACAAUCGCUACCACGAAGACAAAACCAAGGAACUGGAGAAGAAGGUGCGAGCGCUUGAGCUCGACUUGAACUCCGAAGAGCAGAAAAAGGAGUCGGCACGGCUCCAGCUCCAGGACCUGAUCCGGCGGCUCUCGGUCGCUCUGGGUCUAGAUCUGGCCGAGAGCACGCAUCUCACCCCCGAGUCAAUCGUGCACAAGGCCUCCGAACUGGUCCAAGAAACUUCGCGGUUGAGGAACCGCUCCAACAACGUCCAGGACAGUUUGGCGAGUACUGAGCUGGAUUUGCGGACGUGUCGGGAGAGUCUGGACCGGACUUUGGCCGACAAAGAGUGUCUGCAAAGACAAUCGGCGGCUCAAGUAUUAGAAAUCGAUCGGUUACGUCAGGAGAAAGAAUCUCUCGAAAUCCAGCAAAGAGUCCUAGAACGUGAUUUGAACGAAGUUAAGGAGAAAUUGGCUUUUUCCAAUCGGAGUCUGGGCUCGGCGAGCGGGAAUAUCGCCCAACAAGAAAGCGCAAUUUGUCAGCUUAGAGACGAAUUGAAAAUUAGGGAGGAAAAAAUCCAAAGGUUGCAAAGCGAGCACAGACACACUUUGGAAUCGUUUUCGAUUCUGUUGAGUACGCCGUCUCGUUUCGUCGAUUCGUUAGAGAGUGCAAUUAAAGACCGGAUUAGGGAUAUUCUUACGGAUAAUAAAGAUAAAGAAACGCAAAUUGAGGCUUUGAAAGAUAAAUUGAACCACGAAAGUCAGCAAUUAACGCGGCAAAGCUCGCUCUACGAUCAGGCGAAUUCGCGGAUUCGUGCCCUGGAAGAUGAAAAGAAUCAUCUCGAGGCCAGACUGCAUAAAGCCGAUGCUGAGAUCAGCGCGAUGGAGCUGUCGAGGGAUGGCCUGAAGAGGGACAAAACCACGUUUAUGAACUUCUUGGACCGCCUGGCUCGUGCUUUGAACAUGGAUGAGAUUUCUCACGACAUCGGUGUGGACCUCCACACUGAGUCGCUUCUCCUGCGGGCUGAACAGCUAUCACGUCUCGAGAGCGAUAAACUGGUUGAUAAGCUGCUUUGCUGUGGAUACGGGACUUUGCCCCGGCUACGUCGUGAACGAACUUGUCAUGACAUACCGUUACGCGAAACCGCCUUGGUGUACCAGUUGCAACGCCGCGUCCGCAAUUUAAGAGAGCAAGUGCAACGAAAAGACCUCCACCUCGACCUCCUCCGCCGAAAACUAGCCUUACAAGAAGACAAUAUCAAGACCAAGUGCCUUUUGCAAAACGAGCGCGACGAGGCGAACAUGCGAGUAAAAAAAUUGGUCAAACAAGUGGACCGCCUCCAAAUGCAACUCUCAGAUGCCAAAUCACAGAUCAGGGAUUUGAACUCGCAACUGGCCGAAGCCGCCGACUACAAGAUCACUGCCCUGGAGCGCGGCCGCAAAAUCGAAGACUUGCAAAAACGCCUCAUCGAGUCCGAAACUCUCCGUACGAAGUACAACCGUAAAGUGACCCUGCUGAAGGACCAAGUCCGGCAAACGGGAGACACGAUCGAGCAGGAGCGCAACAUCAGCGAACACUCGCUGCAGCUGUUGCGAGAUGAGUUGGCCCGAGUCAAGGAUGAGUUGUCCGAAGUCCAACGCCGGGAAGCCCAGCUGCAGAGUUUCAAAGCCUCGAUUGCUAAAAUACUGGGGGUUGCGUUGCCAAUGCCCGACUAUGAGCUUAUUUCCAGGUUGCAAAAAUUGGUGGAUGCGCAUCACGAUUUCACGCUGGUGUCGAGGAGGUAUGAUGAUCCGGUUUUGAGGCUGGCGACUAGGAGUCCCACGGCGGGGAGCAGGUGCACUAGGACUCCGGAUAGGUCGAGAUAUGACGAUUCCGGGUACACGGAUGCAGCGGAUAUUGAUGAUAUCGAUGAUGAUUUGUUUAAGAGGCAGAGGCCGUUAUGACAAACGCAUUUUCAUGUCUAGAGCGACAUGGCGUGACGUAAUGUGUUCAUUGAGGUCUUCAUGUUUUUUAAAGAUAGUGCAUUAAGUGCAAUGUUGUGUAGGGAAAGAAAUAAAGUAUUACUUAACUGUA